GCAGGCUGGGAGGAGGCAGACUUGGGGACCAUGGAGACCCAGGGCGGCAGCCCCUCCUUGAGGCGGUGGUCACUGUUGCUACUGCUGCUGGGCCUGGCCAUGCCUCCAGCCACUGCCCAGGCCCUCACCUACAGGGAGGCUGUGCUCCGUGCUGUGGAUGGCUUCAACCAGCAGUCCUCAGAAGCUAGUCUCUACCGCCUCCUGGAGCUGGACCAGCAGCCCCACGGAGAUGGGAACCCAAACAUCCCGCAGCCUGUGAGCUUCACUGUGAAGGAGACUGUGUGCCCGCGGAGUACACAGCAGCCAACGGAGCAGUGUGACUUCAAGGAGAAGGGGCUGGUGAAACAGUGUGUGGGGACAGUCACUCUGGACCAGGUCGAUGGCUAUUUUGACAUUAGCUGUGAGGAGCUCCGGAACGUCAAACUCGGCGGCCGGCUUCGUGAAAUCAUACGGAAAGGUGGGCGGAAGAUUGGCCAAGGGCUUGAAAACAUUGGCAAGAGAAUCAAAGAUUUUUUUUCAAAUGUUCAGCCCAGGGAAGAGUCCUAAGGGCCUGCUUUGCCCUGGCUCAGGCUACUGGAUUCUGAAAAAUAAAUUCUUGUAAAAGCAACUUC
Rhinolophus ferrumequinum (greater horseshoe bat) is the source of this 611-nucleotide messenger RNA. It is a transcript of the gene CAMP, whose product is annotated as cathelicidin antimicrobial peptide. Gene Ontology annotation, cellular component: extracellular region. The transcript has 4 exons. Gene Ontology annotation, molecular function: lipopolysaccharide binding. Gene Ontology annotation, biological process: defense response to Gram-negative bacterium; antimicrobial humoral immune response mediated by antimicrobial peptide; innate immune response. The coding region runs from base 31 to 546 and encodes 171 amino acids. The record is from RefSeq and is a predicted model, not a curated record. NCBI's taxonomy places the organism in Eukaryota, Metazoa, Chordata, Mammalia, Chiroptera, Rhinolophidae.